UUGCCACUUAAUUCGUGCAGCACCAAUCGGUUAUAUAGCGUACGGCCGGACAACAGAGCAGAGGCUGGGUACCACAUUGGGAGAUGCCUUUCUUUUGAUUUCGUGUUUUAAAGAAACUUUGUGCUUACAGGGUUUUCUUUCCUUUGAGCUCAAAUGAUCGCGCAGGCAUCUUUAUCGCCAUUUUACCCCAGCCGGUGGCCCGGACGAAAAAUGUUGUCGGGAUGAGUCCGUAGCUUUUCAUCGGUAAGCAAAACGAAAUGUGAUUGAGUUCGCUUUGUGAGCCGUUAAAUAAUACGAACCGUUGUAUGGUAUCCGAAUGAAACGCUGCGCAUUGCGGUGCGGUUUGUUUUCGUUUCGUCUCAUAUUUUGGAGCAUCGGGCAUCCCCUCCUCUCCCACGCAUCACCUAAUCGAUAAUCGAUUACAUGGACUUGGGGCAGAUGUCACGCUUUCUUCUAUGCCAUCAUUGCUGCAUGUGAUACACUGCAGCUCUAUUUGGGACAUUACUGGUUCUUCUGUGUCAUAAAUGAAAAACAAACCCUACCCUCUAAAAUUCACACCACCAUGGGAGAAGAAUGCUGGCUUUGGAAGGAAACACAAAUCUUGCACAAGAAGUCACACCAAAAUAAUAGCCAACCCUGGAAUUGUGAUGAAAGUGCUACGGCGGAAGAAGAUAAUCAUGUUUCUGGCCUAUUUUCUGCUGGUGGCUCUGACCAUGCUGAACCUGGCUAAUUACAAAUGGACCAAAGAGCCUCAGCAAUGCAACCAGCCAGUGCAGGGAGUGAACUUCCAAAGCAGAUCAGACAUCCGUUACCUUUACAAAGCACCGCAGGUCAAGAAAAGGCAGCUGGUGUACGUGUUGACCACUUGGAGGUCCGGCUCGUCUUUUUUUGGGGAGCUUUUCAACCAAAACCCAGAUGUGUUUUUCUUGUAUGAGCCUAUGUGGCAUAUUUGGCAGAAGCUGUACCCGGGGGAUGCGGUGUCCCUCCAAGGAGCAGCCAGGGACAUGCUGAGUUCUCUUUACAGGUGUGAUUUCUCAGUUUUUCAGUUGUACAACAGUCCUGGGGGGAAGAACAUAACCUCUCUUGGACUGUUUGGGGCUGCCAUAAAUAAGGUCAUCUGCUCCUACCCCUUCUGUUCGUCUUACAGGAAAGAUGUGGUGGGAAUGGUGGAUGAAAAGGUUUGUAAAAAGUGCCCUCCACAGAGCCUUCAGAUGCUGGAGGAAGAGUGUUUAAAAUACAACACGAUAGUGAUAAAGGGAGUUCGCAUUUUGGACGUUAACAUUCUGGCUCCUCUAAUGGAGGACCCGUCUCUGAAUCUGAAAGUGAUCCACCUGGUUCGAGACCCCAGGGCGGUGGCCAACUCCAGGAUUAAAUCUAGACAUGGACUCAUUCGGGAGAAUUUGCAAGUCGUACGCAGCAGAGACCCCAAACUUCGUCGUGUGCCAUUUGUGGACCCCAACCACAAAAUGAACAAAAAAGACGGUUCAGACUACCACUCCAUCGGAGCCAUGGAGGUGAUCUGUGAACAGAUGUCUAGAACUCUGAAAACUGCUCUUUACCCUCCCAACUGGUUCAAAGGCAAAUACAUGACGGUACGCUACGAGGACUUGGUGGAGAACCCCAUAAAAACUGUUCGGAAUGUUUAUCGCUUUGUUAAUCUUUCAGCCAAUCACGAAAUUGAGAUCUUUGCUAUGAAUAUGACAACAGGACCAAACGCCUCCACCAAACCCUUCAUCGUAUCCUCCAGGAACGCGACACAAGCGGCCAGCGCCUGGAGAACUGUGCUGAACUACCAGCAGAUCAGACAGGUGGAGGAGUAUUGUCAGCACGCGAUGUCUCUGCUGGGAUACCUGCGCGUUCGUACAGCCGGUGAGGCUAAGGAUUUGAGCAGACCGCUAUUGACAGUACCCAAAAUAUGAAUCACCGCCAAAGACGUUCUAUGUUUUGCAUUUGUGCUGAUAACAGCCUGAUACUCCUCAUUCUGUACAAACUGUUAUUUAUGUUCAACGCUUAAUGGCUCAGUGGAAUGUAUCUGUUUGAAUCAUACUGUGCACAGCCACAUCCUGUUUGUUGGGACAAGAAUAUUGUCUGUGCAUCACCACCUGUUUGAGCAAAUAAGAAAGAAAAAAAAAGAAAAAAACUUUGUGAAUGACGUGUCAUUGAUUAUUAAAGGUACGCCAAGAUAUUUAUUUAAUCAAAACAUUUAGAUUUUGCAUUUACUGCUUUCAGCACUGCACAAACUAAAGAGGUUAUGUAAAUAGCAAUAGACUCACUGUCCUGUGUGUCUAAUUCAGAUGGGUGCAGUUCUGAUCGAAUCAUUGAGAUGUGCUCUAGUUACUGUAGACUUUGUCUCUGGGUUAACACACUAAAACAUAUCAUUCUUGUUAUGCAGUACAUUUUCAUGUCCCCAUCAUGUCUUAGUUUAUGGGGUAAAAUAUGAAACACAAUUUUCUAUUGGUUUUUAAUUCUUAAUUAAUUUUCGAUCCCAAAUACUUUUGCUAUAGUCAAAAAUAGUUUAAACACUUUUCAAAAAGAAAAAGUCUGAAAGAAAGUAAUACAGUUUUCCACAGAAGAAAGUCAUGUUUAGAACAACAUGAGGGGGAAUAAACGAUGGCAGAACUUUCCAGAACUAUUCCAUAUGUUUCUUUUUUUCCUUUCUGUAACUGAAAUGUUUUGAAAAAAAUGUUCUCUAUCUAUCUAUCUAUCUAUCUAUCUAUCUAUCUUGGUAACACUUUAGUAGGGAACAUGUAUUCACUAUUAACUACGACUUUCCCCUCAAUAAACUCCUAAUUUACUGCUUAUUAAUAGUUAGUAAGUUAGUUGUUAAGUUUAGGUAUUAUUGGGUAGGAUUAAGAAUGUAGAAUAAGGUCAUCUUUCUAUCUAUGUUUGUCUAUCUGUCUGUCUUUCUAUCACCGUCUAUCCUGUUUUAUCUUGUAAUAUCACUUUAACAAAAGCCAGUUCCUUAAUGACAUCAUCCUAUGAAAUGACAGUUUUGAGCAGGAAAACAACAACAUCGCUAGCAGUGUAUUUGAUGAAUUCUGUGAUGUUGGUAUUGUGUUAUAAUUCAGUUUAUUUCACUCAACAUUCCAUCUUGAGUGAUAAAAUUACAGAAAUUGUAAUAUCAAUACUUUUAAAGAUGGCUCAAGUUGAUGCUCUUGUGUAAGCUAACUCACAGUCAGUCUCUCUGAGCAAUGGCUAACUUAAGCUCUUCAUUUCCAUCCUGUUAUGCAAAUUACAAUAAAAUUUUAGGUGCUUGAGCUUGACCUGAAAAUAUUUCUAAAAAUCUUCUACACCCUUUAAUAGAAAUUCUUACAUGUUAUAGAGCUUCAAAGGUACUGCAUAACAGGAAUGACCCAAUCACUGUAUAUUAACGUGGUUCACAUUACAGUAAGAGGGUUUGAGAGCAACUCGCUUCCACCUACGUUUUCUUUCAUUUCCACUUUUAACACCAUACAAGAUGUCUGAAUUUCCCUUUUUUUAAAUGCAAAUUUUUUGUUAUCAAUACAAGGUUGAUAGAAUAAUAUUCUUUGCUGUGCACUGACUGGAAUGUGGCCAGUAGUACUGCAUUCUUAAGACACAUCGGGCAGGUUUUAAUUUAGCUCUCUUCCUGGCAUUUGUCUCUAUUUUAAACAAAGAGGAAAUGAAUUUGUGAUUAUGUGAUGCACUAAACAUUUCUACGACUGUCUUCUCUGCUGUGGUUUCAUAGGCAGACAUGAAAACAUCUUAAAAAAUGCAGCCUCCCCUUUGGCAAAAGAGCCUGUCACUUUGAAAGUAUGCAAAUACAUUUUAUCAUACUA
Molecule: messenger RNA, 3797 nt
Organism: Ctenopharyngodon idella (grass carp)
Lineage: Eukaryota; Metazoa; Chordata; Actinopteri; Cypriniformes; Xenocyprididae
Gene: chst2a
Product: carbohydrate (N-acetylglucosamine-6-O) sulfotransferase 2a
Exons: 1
Coding region: 525-1919 (464 amino acids)
Biological process (GO): sulfur compound metabolic process; carbohydrate metabolic process; N-acetylglucosamine metabolic process
Cellular component (GO): Golgi membrane
Molecular function (GO): N-acetylglucosamine 6-O-sulfotransferase activity
Source: RefSeq, a predicted model, not a curated record